This is a messenger RNA of Syzygium oleosum, 1485 nucleotides long. RefSeq names its product probable LRR receptor-like serine/threonine-protein kinase At3g47570. The transcript has 2 exons. Lineage: Eukaryota; Viridiplantae; Streptophyta; Magnoliopsida; Myrtales; Myrtaceae. Gene Ontology annotation, molecular function: ATP binding; protein binding; protein kinase activity. The coding region runs from base 19 to 1389 and encodes 456 amino acids. The record is from RefSeq and is a predicted model, not a curated record. Gene Ontology annotation, biological process: protein phosphorylation.
AUUCCUUCAUCUAUUAGUAUGUUGAGGAAUGUCAAGGAGCUAGAUCUUUCACACAAUAAUUUAUCCGGUCAGAUUCCGGAGUUUUUUGAGGCACUUUACUCUUUGGAGAUCCUGAAUUUGUCGUACAAUAACUUUGAUGGCAUGUUAUUAACUAGAGGAAUAUUUAAUAAUGUCAGCGCUACUUUUAUCUUUGGAAACGACAAGCUUUGCGGAGGAAUGCCCGAAUUUCAUCUCCCGAAAUGCAGCUCUAGAAACUCAGGCCGAAGACUAAUCCCUAAGUGGAAGCUCGCCAUCUCGAUUUUCUUCGGGGUUCUUGGAAUAACUCUUGUUCUUGCUCUUAUGUACUUUGGUUGGUUGAAGAUGAAGAAAAGGACAGAACCAGCUUCAAGUUCCAAAGAUGAUUCAUCACUGAAUCUAUCUUACAGAAUUCUUUUUAAAGCAACCAGUGGGUUUUCUUCAACUAACUUGAUUGGGGUUGGCGCCUUUGGAUCUGUUUACAAGGGAGUCCUCGAUGAAAAUGGAGCUGUCAUUGCUGUGAAGGCACUUAAUUUGACGCUUCAUGGUACUGUGAAGAGCUUCAUAUCCGAGUGUGAGGCUUUAAGGAAUGUCCGACACCGUAAUCUUUUGAAAGUCCUAACAGUAUGCUCGGGCACUGAUUACAGGGGCAAUGAGUUUAAGGCCUUGGUUUAUGAGUUCAUGGUCAAUGGUAGCCUUGAAGAUUGGCUACAUCCAAGUCCAUCAUCAGCUAAUGUAGAUGGGAGUGCGCAUAAAUUGAGUCUCAUCCAGAGGAUAAAUAUUUCCAUCGAUGUUGCUUCAGCAUUAGAUUAUCUUCAUAACCACCUUCAAAACCCUGUUAUCCAUUGUGAUCUGAAGCCAAGUAACGUCCUGCUAGAUGGUGAAAUGGUUGGACAUGUUGGAGACUUUGGUUUGGCGAAGGUCGUGAAUGAAUCGACCCACAACACUAAAGCUAAAAUGAGCUCUGCGGGUGUAAGAGGAACUGUGGGCUAUGCUGCUCCAGAAUACGGAAUGGAAAGCAUUGUUUUAAGAGAAGGCUAUGUUUAUAGUUAUGGCAUUCUCUUGCUUGAGAUGUUCACAGGCAUGAGUCCAACAAAUGAAAUGUUCAGAGAAAAUUUUAACCUUCAUAAGUUCGUUGAGGAAGCCUUGCCUGAACAACUCCUAGAGAUUACCGAUCCUCUUCUACUUCAAGAAAUGGAGAGCCAUAUAGGCACUGGCCGAGGUAAUGCAGCUCGCGAAUGUCUGGAGAUGGUCUAUAGAAUCGGGGUUGCCUGCUCAGUCCAAGCACGCAGAGAGCGCACGAACAUUGCGAUAGUCGCAGCUCAGCUGCAUUUUAUCGGGGAUAAACUUCAUGCAGCCGGUUUACAAGGAUAGGUAAUGUACAAGAUAAAUGGCUUUUGUGCUUUUUAUUUUCCCUUGAACGACCAGAUCAUUGCCAUAUAUGCACCGAUAAGCACGCAUUCAUGUGCC